AUAACCACCACCACAAAACGGGCGAACAGUCGGCCGGCGCCUCCGCUCCAGUCCCCGCCCUCCUGCCACCUGCCGCCGCCCGGGCAGUGUCGGGCCCACCGCCGCGCGGCCCCGCCCCGAGCUUGCCCCGCCCGAGGGAGCGGGCGGACCGCGAGCCGCGCCCUCUGGCCAACUUUCCCCGCGGCCACCGCGCCGCCUCGCGAGACCCGAGGCUGGCCGUGGCCGCUUGCUGUGCCGCAGGAAGAGAGCGGCCGCCGCGGAGGACACCCGGCCCGACUCUGCGGGCGGCGGCCCUACCUGGGCGCGGAGGGCGGCGGCGGGCCCCGCGGCCUCCUUUCAGUCCGGUGGAGCCUAGCGGAGGCCGGACCUGGCGGGGAACACUGCACCGCGGCCGGGCCCCCAGACUCCAGUGCCGCCACCGCCAGUCAUCCUCGGUACAGGCAAUGGCCUUUGUAUCGCGCGACGCACUUGUGACUGACUUGGACACGGAAUAUUGAGAACCCGCUCGCUUCCGAACCUACCGCAGUCGCGCUGGGAGUAACCACCUCGGCUCCUUUGGGCUCUUCACUGCUGCUCCUGACUGUUUUCGGCAUUGGGGGCACCAUGGACCAAAGUGGGAUGGAGAUUCCUGUGACCCUCAUCAUUAAGGCACCGAAUCAGAAGUACAGGGACCAGACUAUUAGCUGCUUUUUGAACUGGACCGUGGGGAAACUAAAAACGCAUCUGUCCAAUGUCUACCCUAGCAAACCAUUGACGAAGGAUCAGAGGUUGGUGUAUUCGGGCAGACUGCUUCCCGAUCAUCUGCAGCUGAAAGACAUUCUCAGAAAACAAGACGAGUAUCACAUGGUCCAUCUCGUGUGCACUUCCCGGACUCCUCCCAGCUCUCCCGACUCCAGUGCCAGCACAGAAGGUCACGAGGGGCUGGCGUCCAGCAGCAGCAGUUCUGAAAGCCGAGACUCGGAGAGUCCAGAUCAGUCAGGAUCAACAACUCCACCGUCCAGUGCGGAGACUUUGCCACUAGCUGUCAGCGCCCCCUCGGAAGGGCUGAGGCAGCGCAUCCUUCCACAAGUGCAGACCGACCCGGCCCAGAGUCACCGGUUCCCGUACGUCGUGCAGGGAAAUGUAGACAACCAGCUUCCCGGACAAGCCCUGGUGGCCGGAUUCCCCGUGUACCCUGCGCUCAGCCCACUGCAGGUGCUGUGGUGGCAGCAGAUGUAUGCGCAUCAGUACUACAUGCAAUAUCAAGCUGCAGUCUCGGCUCAGGCCACACUGGACGCCACCCCCGCCCAGUCCGUGCCUGCACAGUCUCUGAACCUGGCACACGUUCCUGGUGAAGAGCCCCCGCCUGCGCCAAACCUGGUGGCUCAAGAGAACCGGCCCAUAAAUGAGAACGUGCAGAUGAACGCGCAGGGAGGGCCGGUGCUGAACGAAGAGGACUUCAACCGGGACUGGCUGGACUGGAUGUACACGUUCUCCCGCGCCGCCAUCCUGCUCAGCAUCGUGUACUUCUACUCUUCCUUCAGUCGCUUCGUCAUGGUGAUGGGGGCCAUGCUGCUGGUGUAUUUGCACCAAGCUGGAUGGUUUCCUUUCAGGCAAGAAGUAGGCCAGCAGCAGGCUCCCCGCAAUAAUGCAGAAGUUAAUGACGGGCAAGAUGCAAACAACCUAGAACUUGAAGAAAUGGAGCGCCUUAUGGAUGAUGGUCUUGAAGACGAGAGUGGAGAGGAUGCAGGGGAAGAUGCUGGCACACUCCACAGGCCAGGGCUGAUGGCGUCCGCGUGGUCUUUCAUCACCACCUUCUUUACUUCGCUGAUACCCGAGGGGCCUCCCCAGGCUGCCAAUUAGGCCCGAGAGACUGCCAGCUGCCAAGGAGGGUCUGACUUGAGGACCGUGUUUUAAAUAACAGUGCAAUUUCAAAAAAAUUUAUUACUUCCUUCCCAUCAUCAUGUACAGAGGUGUUUUUCUUUAAGUUUUUCCCACAUAUGAAUAGUUUAAGCACAAUGGACUACUAAAUGUGUGAUUUUUUAAAAAAAGAUCCUAACAAAACGUAGCGUAACAAUAUUGGUCUUCCAGGUUUAUUAAUUUCAAUUAUGUGUAUUAUACCAGACAGAUCUAUAUGUGCAUCUUAUUUCUUUAAAGAGCUGCUUCACAUAGAAGUAUCUAUAAUAAGCCCGCCCUUCAAUCUGUAAUUUGAAUAAAUAUUAUCUAUUUUCUGUGAAUUAUCCUAAAAGUUUUAAACAGAACGACCUCAUAGUUUUUGAAGGAUUAUUUACCUAAUGUGCUAGUAGCAUCUUGCCCAACCAUAAAGCAAUAAACUUCUCAAUAAUCUUAAUUUUGACAUUUGAAUAAACAAUGGGAACUUUCAAUUUUAAGGGCAAGUGUCCCAUCAUUUGGAAUUGGUACCUUAAAAAAGGCAGCUCUUCAAUGGAAUUAAUAGUGAUAUAACAUGUUUGAUAUAAGCAGUACUUUUAUAAAAUACGAUAUGCUGGAAAUCAUUCCCUGUAAUUUUUUUAAAUAAAAGGUUAAUUGUGGUAAA
Molecule: messenger RNA, 2533 nt
Organism: Artibeus jamaicensis (Jamaican fruit-eating bat)
Lineage: Eukaryota; Metazoa; Chordata; Mammalia; Chiroptera; Phyllostomidae
Gene: HERPUD2
Product: HERPUD family member 2
Exons: 10
Coding region: 604-1842 (412 amino acids)
Biological process (GO): endoplasmic reticulum unfolded protein response
Molecular function (GO): protein binding
Source: RefSeq, a predicted model, not a curated record